AUGAACGAAGAUAGCGCCCAAACCCCCGAGACUGGAAGCGCCACGCUCAGCAAUGCCGCCCGUGUCGCCGAGGGGCAACGACCACCGAAUUGGGUGCCAAUCAAGGAAGAGUGCGGCUACACCCCGCGCAAGAUUCGAAUGAUCUGCAUCGGAGCCGGCAUCUCUGGACUCACGAUUGCGCAUAAGAUCAAACAUGAUCUAAAAAACAAUGAGUUCCUGGAUUACACGAUUUACGACAAGAAUUCAGAGGUGGGCGGAGUUUGGUUUGAGAAUCGAUACCCUGGUGUUGCCUGUGAUAUCGCCGCCCACACAUAUGUGUUCCGCUUCGAGCCUAACCCUGACUGGUCCCACUUCUAUGUUUCUGGUUCUGAGAUCUAUGAGUAUAUCCAGAAAACCGUGAAAAAGUGGGGACUCGACGAGAAGGUUGAAUUGAACUCGAAAGUGAUCGAGUCAGUGUGGGAUGAGGAAUCCGGAAAAUGGAAGGUGAAGAUCGACCAAAACGGAGUCAUCAAAGAAGACGAGGCAGAUAUUUUGGUCAAUGGCAUCGGACUGGUGAAUGACUGGAAACUGCCCAACAUAAACGGACUGCACGACUUUAAAGGAAAGCUGGUUCACACAGCCACCUGGGACGAAAGUUACGACUGGAAGGGCAAACGAGUGGCGGUUAUAGGGAAUGGAUCGGCUGGUAUCCAGAUUGUCGCUGCAAUGUAUCCGGAGACGUCAAAACUUGUCAACUAUGUUCGCAGUCCCACGUGGUUGACCCCUAACAUCAACGCGGAGAUGACUCGGGAUGGAUCGAAUUUUGCCUAUUCACCUGAGGAACGGGAGAAAUUUAGAAAUGACCCCAAAGCGUUCUUUGAAAUGCGCAAGGAGCUGGAAGACCAUGUGAAUGGUGCUGCAUAUGCAACUCUCAAAGAGCACCCUCUGCAAGACUUUAUGAAAGGAGCAGCAAAGGACAUCAUGGAAGAGAAGUUGAAACAUCUCGACCCAGCCAUCGCGGCACGAAUCAUACCCGAUUUCCCUGCCGGUUGCCGUCGCCUCACACCCGAGAAUGGCUAUCUCGACGCCUUCCGCGAUGAAACAACGGAAAUGUGUUGGGAUCCCAUAGAGCGAAUUACCGAGACCGGAAUUCAGACCAAAGAUGGCAAUGUGGAAGAAUUCGACCUGAUUGUAUGUGCGACUGGCUACAACUCAUCGGGUCGACCUUCCUGGAAGCACGUGGGAAGGAAUGGGCGCACAUUGAGUGGGGAUCUGGAAGCAUUCUUCUCACUUCAGAUCCCCGAUAUGCCCAAUUUCUUCAUGGUUGGCGGUCCCAAUUUCUUGAUCUCACACAGCACGUUGUUCGCUGCCAUUACUUUUGCGUGUGAAUAUGUGGUGAAAUGGACUCAGAAGAUUGCAACGGAAGAUAUUAAAUCACUCGAUGUUAAGAAGGAAUCGGUGGAUGAUUACAAUGUUUGGUCGCAAGAGUUCUUGAAACGUACGGCUUUCUCUGGUGAGUGUACAAGUUGGUACAAGAAUGGUAAGUCGAGAGGAUUUGUGAAUGCGUACGCGGGCACAUCGAGUCAUUUCCGAAAGUCAUUGGAAAGAAUCGGUGGUGAGCAUUUUAACAUACGGUACAACUCGGCGAAUCGCUUCUCGUACUUGGGCAAUGGACAGAUGGAAGAGGAGAAGAAUGGAUUCGGAGACCUGUCCGACUACUUCGUGCAGGGUGUUUGGGGCCCAUAA
This is a messenger RNA of Penicillium brevicompactum, 1725 nucleotides long. Its product is annotated as flavin-containing monooxygenase. Gene Ontology annotation, molecular function: flavin adenine dinucleotide binding; N,N-dimethylaniline monooxygenase activity; NADP binding. The record is from RefSeq and is a predicted model, not a curated record. Bases 1 to 1725 code for a protein of 574 amino acids. The transcript is spliced from 7 exons. NCBI's taxonomy places the organism in Eukaryota, Fungi, Ascomycota, Eurotiomycetes, Eurotiales, Aspergillaceae.